This is a messenger RNA of Syngnathoides biaculeatus (alligator pipefish), 3931 nucleotides long. Its product is annotated as tetratricopeptide repeat protein 39B-like. The record is from RefSeq and is a predicted model, not a curated record. NCBI's taxonomy places the organism in Eukaryota, Metazoa, Chordata, Actinopteri, Syngnathiformes, Syngnathidae. Bases 436 to 3825 code for a protein of 1129 amino acids. The transcript has 32 exons. Gene Ontology annotation, molecular function: serine-type endopeptidase activity; protein binding. Gene Ontology annotation, cellular component: membrane. Gene Ontology annotation, biological process: proteolysis.
CGUACGCGGAAGCGAAGGAGGCGGCGAGCUGGCGAACGGCGACUCGACGCGAGAGACGGACGCGAUGGGGGACGCGGCCUGCGCCGAAGACGAGGUGACGGCCGAGCUCGCAUCAAAACAAAACACCACACGCGUGUUCGGGUGUUGGUUCGCAGCCUUUCCCGGGUGUAGUGCCGAAGGGGGUCGACUUCCGGAGGUGUCGGCGACACGUCCGCCGAAUACUUUGAGGUCGUUCGAAAGCUUCCUCCAACUAUCGUGUGAAAGAGUUUUUUUUUUUGUUUGUUUUUUUUUUUCCCUUCAGCCGGCUUCUGGUCUCGGUCUCGGCGCGUGCGGUGACGUGGUGUUAUUUUUCCACUUGUGUAACGUGAUGCCGUCCCAGACACCGGACACGGUCUGGUGAGAAACGUCCCGUUGUUUUGUGCGGCGAAAAAGCGGAUGGCGCCGAGGCUGCAGGACCACUUCGAGGAUGCCUACGACCGCAUUCCCGCCGCCUGUCAGAUGGACCUGCGGUCCGCCAUCCAGGAGACUCAGUGCGCCCUCAACCUGGUCCUCAACAACAAGUUCUCGGAGGCCCUGGACCUCCUCAAGCCCUGGUGGCGGGACAGCAUGUACCACGCGUUGGGCUACAGCAGCAUCCUCGUGAUGCAGGCCGCCAUGACCUUCGAGCACAGGGACAUCCAGAUCGCCAUGGCGACCAUCAAGGAGGCCCUGCGCACCUGUCAGAGGUUUCGCAAGAAGAACUCGGUGGUGGGGUCCCUGUCCAGUCUGCUCAGCAGGCAGCGCAACCUCCAGGAAGAGGAGAUGCACGCCGAGCUGUGCUACGCCGAGUGCCUGCUCCAGAAAGCCACGCUGACCUUCGUGCAGGACGAGAACAUGAUCAGCUUCAUCAAAGGAGGCAUCAAAAUCCGAAGCAGCUACCAAAUCUACAAGGACUGUCACAACGUGCUAAAUGUCGCCCGCGAGCUGAGCAGCCAAUCGGACUCGCACAGGCAGUUCGAGGGCGGAGUCAAGCUGGGCAUCGGCUCCUUCAACUUGAUGGUGUCCCUCCUCCCGCAGAGGAUCCUGAGGUUGCUGGAGUUCAUGGGCUUCUCCGGAAACAGGGAGUUCGGCCUGUCCCAGCUGCGAGAGGGAACGACCGGCUCCAGUUUGCGCUCCAUCUUGUGCACGCUGACGCUGCUGUUCUACCACACAUACGUCUCCCUGGUGCUGGGCAGCGGCGAGGGGAGCGUGGCGGAAGCCGAAGCUCUGCUGGAGCCGUACCUUCACAAGUACCCCAAAGGCGCCAUCAUCCAGUUCUACUCGGCCCGGCUGGCCGCGCUGCGCGGAAACUUGGAGAAGGCGUGUUUGGGCUACCGGGAGUGUGUGAACGGCCAGCAGGAGUGGAAGCAGAUCCACCACCUGUGCUACUGGGAGCUGAUGUGGACCCACUCGUACCGGCAGGAUUGGCCGCAGGCGUACGGCUACGCCGAGCUGCUUUGCCGCGAGAGCCGCUGGUCCAAGGCCAUAUACGUGUACCAGAAGGCCGCCAUCCUCAGUAUGAUGUCGGCGGAGGACGUGAAGAAGACGGGCGAAGACGUGGUGGCGCUCUUCAGGUGCGCGCCGGCACCUCUGGAAAGUGGAGGGGCUCAAGCAGCGGCUGGCGGGAAAGUCCAUCCCCACCGAGAAGUUCGCGGUCAGGAAAUCUCGCCGCUACAAGGCCCGCGCGCCCGUGCCGCUGGUGCUUCCCGCUCUGGAAAUGAUGUACAUCUGGAGCGGCUUCACCAUCGCGGGCAAGCGCGCCGACUGCACCGAAGCGCUGCUGGUUACCAUCGAGGCGGCCGAGGAGCGACUUCGCCGCGAUUCCCAGCCGUCCGAGUUCCACGUGGACGACGGCUGCCUGGUGCAGAUGCUGAAGGGUCUUUGCCUGAAACACGCCGGGCGCCCGCUGCAAGCCGAGCUCUGCUUCACGCACGUCCUGUCCAGCGAAAACCGCAUCCGCUACGAUCACUACCUGGUCCCCUUCACGCUUUACGAGCUGGGCCUCCUCUACCGUCAGCGGGGCGACGACGCCAAGGCCGCCGCCUACAUGGAAAACGCCAAGAAAUCGCCUCGUCGCCGAGUCGAUCAGAUGACUUUCUGGGCCCGGAGGAGUGUCUCCUGAAAAAGCCCACGCGCGCGUCCUGCGACCUGGUCUUCUGCCCCCCGUGGCAGCGAUGCAUCGAGGGACGCUGCUCCUGCAAGCCGCCGUAUUUGUGCCCCGCCGAGGGCUCGGCUCCCGUUUGCGCGAAGGACGGCUACCGCUACAGUUCCUACUGCCAGGUCAUGGCGAUGUCAUGCCGCUUCCAGAGGUCGACCAUGUCCCACUUCGGAGAAACCUGCUCAGACCAGCGACCCAAGUUCAACAUCACCCUGGAUCCCGACACGGGCGCGCUCACCCUCUUCGUUCCGGACGGCGCGAGUCCCGAAGGCGGGAAGCACCUGCUGGUGUGCGGCGAGCGGUGGAACAUGGAGAGCGCCAACGCGGUCUGCAGGGGUCUCCAUCACCCUCUCGGCGCCGCGUCCGCCGGCCUGCUGGAAGCGACGGCCCUACGCCGGGGCUUUCCCGACAGCUGCGUCAGCCUCCGCUGUCAGGGCUUCGAGACGUCGCCGGCCGAGUGCGUCAUCCACGACGCCGUGAGGGUCGGCGACGGGAAGGUGGCCACGGCGACCUGCUACCGCGAGAGCGACGCGACCGAAGAGCGCGGCUUUGCCUGCGCCAGCGGCAAGCGCGUGCCCGCCGACCGGACCUGCGACGGGACGGACGACUGCGGCGACCAAAGCGACGAGAUGUGCUGCAAACGCUGCAGAGGCGGCGCUUUCCGCUGCGACACGGGCGUGUGCUUGCAUCCCGACGCGGAGGGGGACGGACAGAUAGACUGCUUGGCGGGAGAAGACGAGGCGGCGACGCGCAAGGCGGCCGGGACGGAGUCAAAGAGCACAGAGUACGUCUCUCCUAGGAAAGAAAUCCUCACCGACCGCCUCCAUCUGGAGUCCAGGUUGCGGUGCGGCGUUCCCAACGCGACCGCCGCCUACGACGACAGCGUGAAGGACCGAGCGAGGCGCUUCAGGAGAGUGGUCGGCGGCGUGGCGGCCAACCGGACGCAGAUCCAGUGGCAGGUGGGCCUGUCGGAAAACGGAAAGGUGAACUGCGGGGGGACUUACAUCGGAGGCUGCUGGAUCGUCACGGCGGCUCACUGCGUCAGGCCCCACCCGUCGGCGUACCGCGUGAAGUUUUCCAUCUGGGAGAAGUCGAGGCCUCAGGACACCACCGACAUCAUCCCAGUCGGCGAAGUCAUCAUCCACCCCGGGUUCGACAGCCGCACGUACGAGAACGACAUCGCCCUGGUGCGGCUCAAGGAUCUCCCGGAGCAGUGGGGAAAGUGCAUGGAGGACAACCCGGCCGUGAAGCCCGCCUGCGUCCCCUGGUCCGAGCGACUCUUCAACGCCAACCACACCUGCAGCAUCUCGGGCUGGGGCCGGACAGCGGUGGGAAAAGCUUCUCAAGUUCUCCUGUGGGCCAAAGUGUCCCUCAUCGACGACUGCCGGCGGUUCUACAAAGACCGCUUCAAACCCGGGAUGAUGUGCGCCGGUGACCUGGAGGGAGCCGUGGACUCGUGCCAGGGGGACAGCGGCGGCCCGCUGGUGUGCGAGGACCACCUGGGCGUGUCCUACCUGUGGGGCAUCGUCAGCUGGGGCGACCAGUGCGGCCAGCCGGGCUUCCCGGGCGUUUACACUCAGGUGGCGCACUACUUUGAGUGGAUCCGCCUGCACACGGGCUGGAGCGCCGUCACCCGGUUCAACUCGUGAUCCGCAUCACCCUCAUCCUCAUCAUCGUCUUCUUUCCGAACGUCGCGUUUGUUUCCGAGUGCCACGGAAGUCAACGGCAUUAAAGGCCCGAGCGGUGAUGAUGACC